CAUCUGCACACCAGAAUUUCCAGAGGAAGUGUGGAUUUGCUGGCAGAAGAGCAUCAUCUGCAGAACAACUCUUUUGUGAUAUAUUGUUAACCUGAAGUUAUCAUCUCUGUAAGGAUGGGUAAAAAAGGAAAGAAGGAAGUAGAGCCUCCACCCAAGGAUGUGUUUGAUCCUUUAUUGAUUGAAAGCAAAACAGCAGCAACAGUUGUGCUAAUGCUGAGUUCACCUGAAGAGGAAAUUUUGGCCAAAGCAUGCGAUGCUCUAUAUAAAUUUGCAUCAAAAGGUGAUGAAAACAAAGUGACACUUCUUGGUCUUGGGGCAGUGGAACGUCUGUAUAAACUCAUCUCUCAUGAAGAUCUGACUGUGCGCAGAAACGCCGUGGUGGUGCUGGGCAUCAUGUCUUCGAAUCAUGAUGUCAAGAAGCUACUGAAGGAACUGGAUGUCACGAGUUCACUUAUAUCACUGCUGGCACCAGAAGAAGAUAUAGUUAUCCAUGAAUUUGCUACUCUCUGCCUAGCACAUAUGGCUGUUGAAUACACCACAAAAGAACGAAUAUUUGAGCAAGGUGGAUUAGAACCACUCAUCAGACUGCUAGAUAGCCCUGAUCCUGAUGUUAAGAAAAAUUCAGUUGAAUGUAUCUACUUCCUGGUACAGGAUUUUCAGAGCCGUGCUGCAGCUCGUGCUCUGAAUAUAAUUCCACCCUUGCUGCAACUCCUGGAAUCUGAAUACCCAGUCAUUCAGUUGUUAGCCCUCAAAACCUUAGAAGUAAUCAGCAAAGACAGUGAAACCAGGGCAAUACUGGGAGAAAAUCAAGGAUUGGAUUGUCUUCUGAAGAUACUGGAAACCAAUGAAUUCAGUGAUCUACAUGGGGAAGCUCUUGCUGUGUUGGGAAACUGUCUCGAGGAUGUGCAUGCUCUGCAAAUGAUUCAGCAAAUAGGAGGCCUUAAAAAGCUGCUUUCGUUUGUAGGAGUCUCUACUGUUCCUGAUGUUCAGAAGAAUGCAGCAAAGGCAAUUGCCAAAGCAGCUUAUGACUCUGAAAACAGAAAAAUCUUACAUGAGGAAAAGGCUGAGGAAUGUCUCAUAAAGCUUUUGGAAACUGAUAAUGAUGGAGUUAAAGUUGCUGCUUCCCAAGCAAUUUCUGCCAUGUGUGAGAACUCAGCUAGCAAGCGAGCAUGUGGACUGCAGGGGAUUCCCCAGCUAGUACAGUUGGUCAGCAGUGAAAAUGGAGAGGUGAAAGAAGCUGCAGUGACAGCGUUAGCUAAUUUGACAGCAGCCAGUCCCAGCAAUGCACGCGCUGUUGCUGAGGCUGAGGGGAUUGUGCCGUUAGUGAAUGCCUUGAAUGCUCAGAGAGAUGGAGCUGUUGCUUGUGCUGCCGCAGUGCUAACAAACCUGGCCGUGCAAGAGCCCCUCCGUUUGAACAUCCAGGGCCAUGCCAUCAUGAGUGCUCUCGCAGAACCGCUGUGCUCCACCAACAGCCAAGUGCAAAGCAAAGCAGCCUUGGCUGUGGCUGCCUUUGCUUGUGAUGCUGAUGCAAGAGCUGAGUUAAGAACUGCAGGUGGAUUGAAAGCACUUGUUGAAUUGCUGCAUUCCAGGAGUGAGGAAGUCAGAAGAAAUGCUUGUUGGGCUGUUAUGGUCUGUGCAAGUGAUGAACCAACUGCUGUUGAACUGUGCAACCUAGGUGCUUUAGAUGUCCUAGAAGAAAUUAAUCAAUCAACAGGGCGCAAAAGUAACUUUAGUGAAGCUGCUCUAGAAAAGCUACUUGAUAACAACCUUUCCCGAAAGUACAGCCAGAUGGGAUUUUUAUCAUCAAGUAAUACCAUUGCUGAUGGAUUCUAUGACUGUGGGAAGAUAAAACCUGGAGUGAAGUUUUUAUCUUUGGAGGAACUGAGCAUGCAAGAGCUCUCUGACCGCCGGGCCACAAUCUUCAUUAACGCUAAAGCACAAGAUGAUUUCAGCCUUGCAGAAGGGGAGAUUGCACAAGAUUCAUCUCCUGAGCAGACAGUCUUGUCACCUGUUUCAAGAAAAAGCAGCAAGGAUAAAGCAAGGAAAGAGAAGGGGAAAAAAGAAGAGGAAAAAUCAAAAGAAGUUAUUCAGAUUGCACCUAAAGUCCAGGAGGAAACAGAUCUAGAAAACUCAUGCUGGCUUCCACCACCUGACUUCAUUUUGCUGGACUACAUUAAGGAUGUUUCCAAAACAAUUCUGCCACUGCCAACAACCUGGAAGCAGGUUGUGGCUCUUGCACAGUUUGUUGCAGACAAGAUGGGUGGCCCGAUCGAAAGAGACAAACUAGAUGACUUCAGCUGGGAACUGCACAUCAGUGAAAUAGAGUUUGAACUGAAAUGCAAUGUUGUGCCCAUCGGGAGAGUUCAAAAAGGGACCUUCUACCACAGGGCUUUACUUUUCAAGGUGCUGGCAGACAGAAUUGGCAUUGGCUGCAGUCUGGUUCGUGGCGAGUACGGCAGAGCUUGGAAUGAAGUUAAACUGGUUGAUGAGUCUCCUCAAGGAGGAGCUGGGCUUCUGCUUCCUCCUCAGGAGUACCUUGUAGAUCUGAUGUUUGAGCCAGGCUCUUUGAUGAAACAGGGAAGUGUGCAAGCAGAUCUGUACAAAUAUAUUUAACUACAUUGAGAAGUUUUGCCCAAAAUAACUCUUUUAAAGCCGUUUGCAGUGCUAAUACUGAUGAAACUUUAAAGGUUUUUGAGUCUAGCUAUCAAAAAUACCUAUCUGGUGUGUCAUCCUAAACAUUUAAUUAGACAUAUUUUUAGGUAUCUGACUUCAAUGCUUAGACAUUUUGUUCAGGUUUUGGCACUAUUUUAAGACUAAACUGUAAAACAACAGUUAAAAUUUGGUAGAUCAAAACUAUUUGAUACACUUUAACACUAUAAUGCUUAUUAAAUUGGAUUCAGUUUUCUCCCCA
Pogoniulus pusillus (Red-fronted tinkerbird) is the source of this 2911-nucleotide messenger RNA. RefSeq names its product armadillo repeat containing 3 (gene ARMC3). Gene Ontology annotation, molecular function: protein binding. The record is from RefSeq and is a predicted model, not a curated record. The coding region runs from base 115 to 2613 and encodes 832 amino acids. The transcript has 18 exons. NCBI's taxonomy places the organism in Eukaryota, Metazoa, Chordata, Aves, Piciformes, Lybiidae.